Molecule: messenger RNA, 902 nt
Organism: Ictalurus punctatus (channel catfish)
Lineage: Eukaryota; Metazoa; Chordata; Actinopteri; Siluriformes; Ictaluridae
Gene: tmem17
Product: transmembrane protein 17
Exons: 5
Coding region: 74-649 (191 amino acids)
Biological process (GO): non-motile cilium assembly
Cellular component (GO): ciliary transition zone
Source: RefSeq, a predicted model, not a curated record
CUCUUGAACGCACCCCGCCCUCACCACUGUUGUUAGCGGCUGUGUUUGGUAGUGACGCCUUUAGCUUUGCACUAUGGGUCUCCCAGAACCCAUAAGAAGGCGUUUGGGAGAUUUUUCACGGACUGUUUUCGUGAAUCAAAGUCAUUCACAACUUUCGCCCGAGGAUCAUAUCACAUUUCUCGAUCACAAUACAGAUGUUGUGUCCAGCCUGCCUCUUCAGAUGGCUCUCUUCUUCAACAUGUGCUUCUUUCCUCUGUGGUGGAUUAGUGAAGUCGUUAUGCUGCACCUCAAAUAUCCUGCACUCCCUGAUUACUACAAAGUCAUCCUAAUUACCGUUGUAAUUUUAAUGACCCUCAUCGAGGCGAUCAGGCUCUACCUGGGUUAUGCAGGUAAUCUGCAAGAAAAGGUCCCUGAACUGGCUGGCUUUUGGCUCCUCAGCCUCCUUCUGCAGUUCCCUUUGAUUCUGUUCCAGCUCUUCAAUGAAGCUAUACUCAUUCAGCCUUUGGAAAGAGGAGUUCAUAUAGUUCUAGCAUUGUUCAUUUUAACAGAGGCUCUAUCUGGUUUUGUUGCACUGCGUGCAAUGGUCAGACACACUGAAAGCCGCUUCCACCUCAGCCAGUUUAAUGGUAUUCAAGACCACAGAUCAUGACAGCUCUACCACUGAUGAACUGCAUAUCUUUGCAAAUAAUAUACAUAAAAAGACUACAGUGAUUACUUUUAUAUCACAUAUAACCUGACAUUUCAGUAGCAUGUCUACAUGUGCAAAUCACAUAAAAAAAAAAAGUGUUCAAUUUAACAACUUUUUUGGAUUCUGUUUUUCCAAUUUAAAUAAUGACAGUUGUCAAAGUAUUUUAUGUUUUUUUAUUUUUUAUGUAUUCUAUAUUAAAACAAACUUAAAAGAG